This is a messenger RNA of Erinaceus europaeus (western European hedgehog), 981 nucleotides long. RefSeq names its product putative olfactory receptor 2W6. Lineage: Eukaryota; Metazoa; Chordata; Mammalia; Eulipotyphla; Erinaceidae. Gene Ontology annotation, biological process: G protein-coupled receptor signaling pathway. Gene Ontology annotation, cellular component: membrane. The transcript is spliced from 3 exons. Gene Ontology annotation, molecular function: G protein-coupled receptor activity; olfactory receptor activity. The record is from RefSeq and is a predicted model, not a curated record. The coding region runs from base 1 to 981 and encodes 326 amino acids.
AUGGGAAGGGACAAUGACAGUGACCAACAGCCUUUUAUCCUGUUGGGUUUCUCAGACCGACCUCAACUGGAGAAAAUCCUCUUUGCCUUUGUCUUGGUCUUCUAUGUCCUGACCCUGGUGGGCAACAUGGCCAUCAUUGUCCUGUCCAUUGCAGACUCCAGACUGCACACACCCAUGUACUUUUUUCUUGGGAACCUGUCCUUUUUGGACCUGUGCUUCACAACAAGCAUUGUCCCCCAGUUGCUGAGGAACCUGUGGGGCCCAGAUAAGACCAUCAGCUAUCAUGGCUGUGUGGCCCAGCUCUAUAUCUACAUGGUACUGGGCUCCACUGAGUGUGUCCUCCUGGCUGUCAUGUCUUAUGACCGUUAUGUGGCUGUCUGCCGGCCCCUGCACUAUACUGUGGUCAUGCACCCACGUCUCUGCCUGCAGCUGGUGACUGUGGCCUGGUUUGGUGGCUUUCUGAAUGCCUUUGUCAUGUGUCCUCAGACAAUGCAGCUAUCCCGGUGUGGACACCACAAGGUGGACCACUUUCUCUGUGAGAUGCCAGCUCUCAUUGCCAUGUCCUGUGAAGACACCAUGUUGGUGGAAGCAUUUGCCUUUGUGCUGGGUGUUGUCCUUCUCCUGGUACCUCUGUCUCUGAUCCUUCUCUCCUAUGGCAUGAUAGCAGCUGCUGUGCUGAAGAUCAAGUCAGCAGCUGGGCGCAAGAAGGCUUUCAACACCUGCUCUUCCCACCUCACUGUGGUGUCACUCUUCUAUGGCACCAUCAUCUACAUGUACCUACAGCCAGCCAACAGCUACUCCCAGGACCAGGGCAAAUUCCUGACCCUCUUUUACACCAUUGUCACUCCCAGUGUCAAUCCCCUCAUCUAUACUCUGAGGAACAAAGACGUGAAAGGGGCGAUGAAGAAGCUACUUGGGUGGGAGAUUGUGUCUAAAGAUUCCAGGGGUGGGAUCUAUGAGGACCAAGUAUAUGAGACAUAA